Tilletiopsis washingtonensis is the source of this 2792-nucleotide messenger RNA. RefSeq lists its product as hypothetical. The record is from RefSeq and is a predicted model, not a curated record. The transcript has a single exon. Bases 121 to 2496 code for a protein of 791 amino acids. Lineage: Eukaryota; Fungi; Basidiomycota; Exobasidiomycetes; Entylomatales.
CCAGCAGCGCUGCCCGCGUGGCCCCGCGUCGAGCGAGCGGUGCCUGCGCUAGCGUCGGCCGUAUGUGCGGGAGCAAGUUGCCGCGCUGCGCCGACAGGCACGCGGCCAGUGUGCGCGCGCAUGACAGCUGGCUGCGCGCAGCCCGCGACUGCGCACGCUGCGCCCAGCGAGGGCGUUGUCCCGAUGGCCGGCCGCCGCCCUUGCGCCUUCGCCUUCGCACGCCCCUCGGCAGAGACGCCGAGCCCGGCCGGACGGGGUCCACACGGGCCACGCUGCCAGCAGGGGCCCACAUGUCACCUCGCUCGCUCAAGAGCGGCGCUUGCUUCCCAACCAUCAUCUACCGCAACGCACCGCGCUCCGCAAGUCGCAAAGCAGCCCGCCGCCCGCACACGUCUCCUGCUCCAGAGCACCUCAGGGACGUCGCAUGCGGGCCAGCGCUCGCCACCCAUGAAGUUGCUCGACCGUCUGCGCAGCCAUCGCAUCUCGUCACCGCCAUUCCUCGCGCCGCCGCAGCCGCAGCAGGCGUCGUCCGGCAGCAGCAGCAAGCAUGCCGCCUCCUCGGGCCUCUUCUCGAAGAGCUCGACGUCGUCGGCCUCCUCAUCGUCGCCGUCCUACCACGAGCCCCUGAGCAGCCCGGCGGCGGCAAGCUCGAGCCGCAGCUGGAUCUCGCGCUCGACAGAGCUGCCCGCGUCCUCGCGCGACAAGCCGCUUCCCGUCCCGAGUCGCCCGAGGCGCGACGCUCCACCAAAGGUGCCGAGCAAGUCUGAUGCCAGGCCAAAUGUCGCCACGGCGCUCCGCGACGUCACGCGCACUGCUGUAGCACCCAUCGAGUCCGUCUCGACUGCUGCAGCACCACUCGAAUGGCUAUCUACUAGUCGAGUGGCCUCGCCGACAUCGCAACAGGCGAGCACAGACACCCAGUAUGCGGCAGCGCCUCGCCGCGAAGACAACGCCGCCUCGACGCGCAGUGCGCCAAGUCUCGAGGCAUCGCGGCGGUACAGCGGCGAAGGCUUCCUCGCCAAGGCUAGCCGGCGUCUGCGCCUGAGCGAAAGCUCGACGUCGCUGCCAGUCCGCAGCGUGGACAGCGAGCUAAGUGCUCAGCCGGCAGUGUCGCCGUACUGCCUCUCCAAUGGCAGCGCACAUUCACUGUCCGACCAGUCGCAGCAGAGUCGCCGGCGCCGAAGGCUGCCAUCAGGCAAGAGCUCGAGCGCCGUCAACGAGCGGACAGGCAGCGCAGCGUCUGGCCAGGACGCAGAAGGUGGUCGAUCCUAUCCGCCGUCGGCUCCCAGCGCCGUCUUCGCCGAGCGUCGGCGCGGCACAUCGAUCAGCUCCAGGCAUUCCUCCUCGCAGCCAGUCUCGCCUCUGCUCAAGCAGCGCGACUUUGCCGGGAGCGUCAGCCCGCCGCCGCGGCUGCAGUCGCUUCCGCCAAGCGCGUGGAACGGACAGGCGCUGAUGGACGAGACGAUGCGCGAGCGUCCGCUCUCGCGCAUGUCGAGCACGCGCAGGCCGUCGACCACAGAAGGCUCCUCGUCCGAGCAGAUGUCGCUGUCGACGUCUGGCCAGACGAGCUGCAGCACCGUCGACCUCGAGGCACCGCCGCCAGCGUUCAUUGCGCCCAUGCUCGAAUGCCUCGGGUUGCCGCCGGCCGGCCUCGAUGCUCACGACUUGGAUGCGCGCGUUGAUCUCGUUUGCGCAUGGGUUCUCGACCCUGACGCUCUCGCGAACACAGGUCCGUCAGCAGCAGGAGAGGGCAGCGCUGCUGAGGCUCCACGCCGCAGGAUGAGCUUCCGCCGCCGACCGCGACGCCUAAGCGAGGUCUCGACGACGUCGCGCCGCGGGCCGCUGCAGUCCUCGGUGCGCGAAGUUGAGCGGCUCGAGACGGAGAUGCUCAACCACGUGUCGCGGUGCCUCGGGCGCAAAGCAGCGGACAAGGAGCACUUCUCGCAGCUGCGUCUGGCCGAGGUGUUCCAGCGUGCACGCGUGCACCUCGGCCUCGAUGGCGAGAGCCACUUCACUCUCUUCACCGCGCUCGAGACCGAGCCAUGCGCUCCGGCGCUCGACACUCGCACCUCGAUGGACUCGACGCGCCCGGAAGCGCUCGACACUGUCUCGACCGUGGCAGCGCCUGGUAACCUUCCGCUCUCUCCGCCUCCGCGACGUCGACGCCGUCGGCCACAGACGGCGCCGGAUGGCGCACUGGCGCAAGACCGCGCCGGCCUGCCUCGCGACAGCGGCGCCGAGGCUGCUCGUCGACGAGGCCACUUUGUGCCCACACGCGAGGCCUCGCUGCGUUUCUCUGCCGCUUCUCCGCCCGGCACGCUGCCGCCUGCAGCCUUUGGCCGGCAGCCAUGGGUGCCGCUGUCCACGUCGGGCUGGACCGUCGACUCGCCCGGCUCGCCGACGCCCUCGCGCAGUGGCCACGCUCCGCCCGUCAGCAUCCUGUGCAACCCGUCUGCACCCAGCGGGCACGCCGCACCUGCGAUUCCGUCUCAGUAGCAGCUCUCCACCGACUGCGCGUCUCCGGACCGAGGUCACCCAGCAUCCUCUCUUAUUCACGGCGGCCCGUCCCUGCUGGGCCGCCUGUACUAUCCUCUGCCGACACCGUCCCUGCCCCUGCUUGUAUCUUUAGGCGUGCUUGCUGUCACCGUACCCCUGGGCCAUCCCGGCCGACUAACAUAAACGAGUCUUUGCCGGGCCGACGAGGGGCCGAGGUGCGGGAGUGUCACGUGGGGUUGCAGGAUGGGCUGCCGCGCGGCGGAAGCAAGCAGAAGGCGUCACAUGCCCACUCCUCG